AUUCUAUAACCUCAGUAGUACUGGCUGCCUCGCCUGCACUUGUGACCCAGAUGGAAGCACCAACAGAUCGUGUGACGUCACUACAGGAGCAUGUGAAUGUCUGUCCAGGGUCACAGGAAACACAUGCGAUGGGUGCAAACCAAGUUACUUUGGGUUAGGUCAAUGGCACCCAGAUGGAUGCAUCGAGUGCUUUUGUUGGGGAAAAUCCGAUAACUGCUCUUCAGCACCCGGCUGGUUCGACUCGUCUAUAUUUAGCGCGUGGCUUGUCUCAGAUCCAGAUGCGUUGGCUGAAACAUGGAAGGCGGAAGACAUGGAAGGGAACGAGGCUGCAGUAGAGACGCCUGUUGUCAUGACAGGAGAGGGAUCUAGGUACGCACUGAGCGUCUUCACAGCGUCCACUACAGCCACCAGUGACAUUUUUAUCUUAGCCCCGCCCAAGUUCCUGGGUGACAGAAGCCCCGCUUACGGUCGUCAUCUGACAGUCACUACCUUUGGUAGAACCUCCCCCGCCACAGCCCCAGUGGGCGGAGCAUUGCCUGCCGUGGCCAAUAGCAGUGCAACAACAGGGCUAGAUGAAGGAUUGCAUGUAAUCCUGGAAGGAAAAUACGCCCCUUUGGCUGUUAGUUUUGCUGUGGGCGUUUUCGCUUCUGAUGGAGAGGCAACUGCUAAGAUCCCAGUCAUGGAGGGCUCCUGGAAGCUGGUCAACACGACUCAAACAAACAAUACAGGGGUUGCUUCCCCUGAUCUGGGUUACGCCUCCUUCUCGCAGUUCAUGGAGAUUCUGGCCGACCUAUCUUCUCUCAAGCUGAAAGUUUAUGAUACUGAUGUCCCGGGCUCUGUGAUUGACAUAAUAAGCGUCCACUUGGAAAACGCAGUGGAUGGGUCAGCGGGCACGCCCAACUCCGGGGUCAGUGUGGUCAACAACGUGGGCUUGUGCCAGUGUCAGGAGGGAUACUCCGGGCGUCUGUGUGAGCUGUGUGCCGCCGGUUUCACGCGCGUCAACCCUGGAGUCCCCGACCCCUCCUCCCUGUGCGUGGCGUGCACGUGUAACGGUCACGGCGUGACUCGCGUGCUGUGUGACAAUGUCACGGGUCGGUGCUCCAGUGAGGUAACGGGACCGUGCGACCCGGUGAGCGGCGUGUGUGAGUGUAGACACAACACACAGGGAGACCACUGCCAGGAAUGUUUGCCUGGUUACUAUGGCGACGCCACUGUCAAGACUCCAGAUGACUGCCUUCCCUGCGCAUGCCCAGGGAUUGUUGUGGCCAAUGAGAUUAACGCAUUCGCGGCCACAUGUCAGCUGACUCCAGAAGGUACCCCCGUGUGCGUAGACUGUCGCGUUGGGCACACAGGUGAUCACUGCGAGCGGUGUCAGGAGGGAUACUUUGGGACACCCGAGAACAUCACGAACGUCAACGGAAUCUGUCAGCCUUGCGCGUGUAAUGGACGAGCCGACCUGUGCGACACGAUCACAGGACAGUGCCUGGAUUGCAGGAACGACACGGCCGGACACAACUGCCAAAUCUGCGCGCCUGGAUUCUUUGGUGACCCCAUGACCUCUGAGUGCCAGCCUUGCACAUGUGACACAGUGCCUGGAUCUACUGGGGCGUGUGACCACGUGACCGGAGUCUGUGAAUGUCUGCCUAAUGUUUCUGGCAACAACUGUGAUACAUGCGACGACACGACCUUCAACUUGACCCAAGGUCUAGGUUGUCAGUCUUGUGAUUGUCAUCAGAGCGGCUCCCUCAGUGUCGUGUGUGACAAAAGUGCGCCUGUAAUGCUCAGGGCACAAUAAAAAUAAAUGACGCCAUUGAUCCAACCUGCGACGUCAUAACCGGUCAAUGCAACUGCGCGUUGGAGGGAAUUAUUGGUAGAACGUGCGAUAGUUGCGCCCCAGUGUCUACGUAUCCGUUCCAGUAUGUGCAGCUCUUCUACAUCGGGGAAUUCCCAGACUGUCAGCUCUGCGGGGAAUGUUUCGAUUCGUGGGCUAUGGCUGUGGAAGGUGUCGGGGCGGACCUUGCAGGAUACAAAGGGAAGCUCGAUGACGUAUGGGCUAAAUAUGGCUGUAGAAAGACAGAACCUCCUGGCCGCCCGCACCGACGCUCACGCCGCGACAGAGCUUACCCAAACCGCCACUGUGACGUCACUGGAGGCUCUGAAUGAUGUGGUCCAGGGGACAGGGCUCACAACUGUGUCACUGAGUGGACUCCAGCAGCAGUUGGACGACUUGAUCAGGGACUCUUUGUAGCUGACAAUGCGCAACAAGUCAUGAUUGACUCGAUGACGUCAGUAAUAGAGAGUUUCGGCUCCCUCUCCCAAACACAGAACGACAUGGCAACGGCUCAGCUCCAAAGUUCCCGGGUACAGUCUACUCAGCUGCAGCCCCUGUCAGAUAUGGAGCAGCUGGUGCAGCAGAUAGAUGGCGCGGCUGUGUCGCUGGAGGAUGUGACGUCUCUCAACGUGAUGGCGUCCACGGCCCUCUUUGUGGCGGAGGACGCCGUGCGGGACUCUCAGGAGGCUCUGCAAGUGUCCAAACAGCUGAAGGAGGAGGUCGAUCUGAUGCAAGAAGACGUCCAGACAUCACGUGACCUCAGGGUCCAGGUGACCGGUCUGAAGAAUGCAAGCGAUAGCAUCAACACCACAGCUAGAAAUGUCUUGGAAGAGGCCGGAACCCACAUCAACAGCACACAGGAGCACGUGAGGGCUAUCACUGCGACAGCCCAGGAGCUCAGUGCCAACAUCAGCACCCUGUCCAACUUCUACACGACCACGGAGACUGACGUCACAAACGCCGCCACGACAGCUGGACAAGUGCAGGCGCGAGCUGCAACGGCCACGAACAAUCAACAAGCCCUGCUGGAGACAAUGUCCGCCAUUAACGCGGAGGCUGACGAGAGUGGGGUUGCUGAGGCGCUGACCACUAUGACGCAAGCACAGAUAGACAUUACUGACCUUGAGGAGGGUCUCAACCAGCUCAUCACGACGGAAGAAAUGCAAGCCCUGAUUCAAGACCUUGUAAGCCAAGGCGAAGAGCUGAGAGUCCUUGACAUUGAAGUGGAUCAACUGACGUCACAGCUGGACAUCCUCACAGUGGCGCUGCAGGAGUCGGCAGGGGGCGUCACGUGCAAGAAUUAAACUUGAACAGUCGUCUCCGCUGUUUCGCCACCUCUGUGGCAGCUUCGCAAUAUUAAUUUAUUAUGAUCACAAUCAUCGUUCUUGUUGAAUAUGCCGUGGCACAGGUAUUAAAGCUUCAAAACGUACAGUAGUAAGCACAGUUCUGUCAAAUAAGAAAAAAAAUGUUAUGAUAGACUCAUCCAUGUUUUACUGUCUGCCUGUCCUGUCUGUCUGUCCUGUCUGUCUGUCUGUCUGUCUGUCUGUCUGUCUGUCU
This is a messenger RNA of Aplysia californica (California sea hare), 3388 nucleotides long. Its product is annotated as laminin subunit beta-4. Gene Ontology annotation, biological process: axon guidance. Gene Ontology annotation, cellular component: basement membrane. NCBI's taxonomy places the organism in Eukaryota, Metazoa, Mollusca, Gastropoda, Aplysiida, Aplysiidae. The record is from RefSeq and is a predicted model, not a curated record.